Oryctolagus cuniculus (rabbit) is the source of this 622-nucleotide messenger RNA. Lineage: Eukaryota; Metazoa; Chordata; Mammalia; Lagomorpha; Leporidae. The record is from RefSeq and is a predicted model, not a curated record.
AUGCAUCUCCCUCUUGCCUUGCCCAUCCCACUCAUCCUUUUCCUGAUCAUCUCUGGCCUCACGCAAUCGCCAUUGUUCUCAGGGCUGUGCCUGGAGCUCCAGCCCUCCGUGCACCUGCUCACCCUGGCCCGCUGGGGCCCACAGACGCUGCUGCUGCGCUUGGAGCACCAGUUUGCCAGUGGGGAGGACUCGGGCCGCAACUUGAGCUCCCCUGUGACCUUGGAUUUACAGUUCCCACAGAACCUGUUCUCCUCCUUCACCAUCACCCACCUGCAGGAGACCACGCUGGUGGCCAACCAGCCCCGGGCCAGCGCCUCCAGGCUCCAGUGGACACCGGACACCGGCCCUGUACCAAACCCCUCGGUGCCCGCUCUGGACCUGGCCACCAUCACGCUGCAGCCCAGGGAGAUCCGCAUGUUUGUGGCCUCGGUCCAGUGGAAAGAGGACGGCGGGACCUGCGGGGAAGUCGCCUUGCAAGCCUGAGCUCUCUGCUCCUGGGACGAGUCCGACUCUUCUCCUCUGCCCCCGUGCUGCCGCCCAAAAUGUCAUUAAAAUAGUGAUGACACUCAGGUCACCGAAGGACUCUUUGUGGCAUCUUUUAGAGGGAGGUAGAAUGUAUGAC